CUACGCGACGGAGCGACCGGGUUAGACGGCCCGGGGCGGAGAUAGGGAGUCGUGCGUGGGGUUAAAGUUUUGGCAACCCAGUGGGUGUGCCAGGGGUCCGGCGGCGGCAGGACCAAGUUCAACAGCGGCCGGGGCGGCAGUCGAAGGCCGGGCGCGGCAUGUCCCCGGGGCCGCGGCGCGGACAGUGAAGCACGCGGCGAGCGGGAUGGGCCGGCGCCGGGCGCCAGAGCUGUAUCGGGCCCCGUUUCCGUUGUACGCGCUUCAGGUGGACCCCAGCGCGGGGCUGCUCAUCGCCGCGGGCGGAGGAGGUGCCGCCAAGACGGGCAUAAAGAAUGGCGUGCACUUUCUGCAGCUAGAGCAGGUUAAUGGGCGCCUGAGCGCCUCCUUACUACACUCCCAUGACACGGAGACACGGGCCACCAUGAACUUGGCGCUAGCUGGUAACAUCCUUGCUGCGGGGCAGGAUGCCCACUGUCAGCUCCUGCGCUUCCAGACCCUUCAGCAGAAGGGCAAAAACAAGGCAGAGAAGGCAGGUUCCAAGGAGCAAAGGCCUCGACAAAGGAAGGGGGCAGCCCCAGCAGAGAAGAAAUCUGGAGCUGAAACCCACCAAGAGGGGGCAGAACUCAGUGUAGAGAAUUUGCAGGCGGUGCAGACAGACUUCAGCCCUGAUCCACUGCAGAAAGUUGUCUGCUUCAACCACGAUAAUACUCUGCUUGCCACUGGAGGGACAGAUGGCUACGUUCGAGUCUGGAAGGUACCCAGCCUGGAGAAAGUACUGGAGUUCAAAGCCCAUGAAGGGGAGAUUGAGGACCUGGCUUUGGGGCCUGAAGGCAAGUUGGUAACUGUGGGCUGGGACCUUAAGGCCUCCGUGUGGCAGAAGGAUCAGCUGGUGACACAGCUGCACUGGCAAGAGAAUGGACCCAUCUUUUCUAACACGCCUUACCGCUACCAGGCCUGCAGGUUUGGGCAGGUUCCAGACCAGCCUGCUGGGCUGCGACUCUUCACAGUGCAGAUUCCCCACAAGCGUCUGCGCCAGCCCCCACCCUGCUACCUCACAGCCUGGGAUGGCUCCACCUUCUUGCCCCUUCGAACCAAAUCCUGUGGCCACGAAGUCAUCUCCUGCCUUAGCGUCAGUGAAUCGGGCACCUUCCUAGGCCUGGGCACGGUCACUGGCUCUGUUGCCAUCUACAUAGCUUUCUCUCUCCAGCGCCUCUACUAUGUGAAGGAGGCCCAUGGCAUCGUGGUGACAGAUGUGGCCUUUCUACCUGAGAAGGGUCGUGGUCCAGAGCUCCUUGGGUCCCACGAAACUGCCCUGUUCUCUGUGGCUGUGGAUAGUCGUUGCCAGCUGCACCUGCUGCCCUCACGGCGGAGUGUUCCUGUGUGGCUGCUGCUGCUGCUAUGUGUCGGGCUUAUUGUUAUGACCAUCCUGCUGCUCCAGAGUGCCUUUCCAAGUUUUCUUUAGCCUUCCUGUUCCCAGGAAAUUAGGGGCCUAGACACUACCACCUUCUAGACCAGAGUGGAGGCCUGGUACCCCACUGCUCACUCCACUGGGUCCACAGCUCAGGUUGCCUCUGAUGAGACUGAUGGGCACUGCCUGCCCUUCCCAGUUAAAGCUUGGCUCUGGCCGUGGGUGACUCUAAGUCCUGGAAACUUUGCAUUCAUCAUUUGUGGAUCAGCCCAGGACAGUGGUAUCUGAAGCCCUGGCCACACCACCUGUCUCCUUCCCUCUCCUUACCCCAGGCUCUACAAUUGAGCUUGUCCUUUCUCCAGAAAUAUGUGAAGAUGCCCAAGGGCCUGGAGGCACUGCUGUCCUUCCUGAAGAAAUAGUCAUUUUCUCCUCCCCUCACAGCCUUGUGGACAGUUGCUCUUCACAUGAGCCCCUGGCAUUUGCUGGGAUAAGCACUGGCCUGGGACUUGCUGUUAGGGAAGGAGGGAGCAAAAGGAAGACCUAAGCAGUAAUCUAUGGAUUCAGCUGGGUAUCUCCAAGCCAGCCAGGCUAAAAAUAUGCAGUAAGUUCCUGGAUGGCCUACCCUAGCCCUGUGGGGAAAAUGAACCUCAGCCCAUUUGGCAGAAAAAGUUGUUUAUUUAAUAAACAAGGAAAGACUGAA
This is a messenger RNA of Diceros bicornis minor, 2108 nucleotides long. It is a transcript of the gene PREB, whose product is annotated as prolactin regulatory element binding. Lineage: Eukaryota; Metazoa; Chordata; Mammalia; Perissodactyla; Rhinocerotidae. The record is from RefSeq and is a predicted model, not a curated record. Gene Ontology annotation, biological process: protein secretion. Gene Ontology annotation, molecular function: GTPase activator activity; protein binding; guanyl-nucleotide exchange factor activity. The transcript is spliced from 9 exons. Gene Ontology annotation, cellular component: endoplasmic reticulum membrane. Bases 206 to 1462 code for a protein of 418 amino acids.